AUGAGACAAAAUUUUUUGUCGUCAUCACUAGCAGUUUUGCUCAUAGCGAUCUACAGAUCAUUUUCUGAAGAACUUGAUUGUAUGUUUUUGGGCUAUCCAGAUUUGGAAUACGAUGGUUUUGAUCGAACAGAGGUAUUGACUGAAAAGAAUUUCAACAAGACAAUUUUUGCAGCAGACGCAAAGUCUGUUGUGUUUUUCAAUGAUGUCGAAGAAGACGACUCAGAACUUGACCAAUAUGAGUGCUUCUUGCAGCUUUCUGCUCAAAUUAUGACGAAACGUGGAUACAAUUUUUACACUGUGAACACAACAAAGGAGACUAAAAUAAGGAAACAGGAAGAAGUGGAGAAAGGUGAAGAUACGAUACAUGUUUAUAAAGAUGGCUACAAAAUUGAAUAUUUUGGAAUUCGUGACCCGGAAACGUUUGUCUCCUGGUUAAUGGAUAUUCCUGAUGAUCCGAUAACUAUAAUAAACGACGAAUAUGAUAAACAUCAGUUUGAUGCUUUAGAAGACUCGCAAGUACGAAUUAUCGGAUAUUUUGAACCGGGCAGUGUUGCAUUGAAAGAAUAUGAAGAAGCUGCUGAAGAUUUUAUGGGCGAAGUUGAAUUCUUCGCUGUUGUAACUUCGUAUUGGGCGCGCAAAAUGGGGCUUAAACGAGUUGGCGAAGUGCAGCUAUAUCGCCCAUUCGAAGACGAUCCGAUUUAUGCUCCAACAUCAGUCGACACUGAAGAUGAAUUCGAAGACUGGGUUGAAAAACACAAAGAGCCUGUUAUGCAGAAGCUUACUCUCACGAAUUAUUUCAGCGUUUGGAAAGAUUCUGACGAUGAUGAAAGAAUGAUUGUCGCCUUUUGUGAUGAAGAAACACGUGAGGGUCGAGCUAUGUUCAAUCUUCUACAAAAACUUGCAGACGAAAACAGCGAACAUGCAGGAACAUUAGAAAUUAUUUUAAUUGAUCCAGAUGAAUUUCCGCUGAUGGUUGAUAUAUGGGAGGAUAUGUUCGGUAUCGACAUAGAAGAAGGUCCUCAACUCGGAUUAGUUGAUAUCUCAGAAAAAGAAGGCAUUUGGUUCGAUAUGUCGCAAGUUAAUCUUGAUGAUCCCAAAAAGCAUCGUGAUAGCAAUAUGGAAGUGCUUCAGACAUGGAUCGAUCAGAUCAUGAGUGGCGCCAUAUCACUUGACGAUGAGGAUGAUGAUGUACCACAACAGACUAAGCCACAAACAAAAACGAGGAAGGGGAAAAAUGAAUUAUAG
Molecule: messenger RNA, 1245 nt
Organism: Dracunculus medinensis (Guinea worm)
Lineage: Eukaryota; Metazoa; Nematoda; Chromadorea; Rhabditida; Dracunculidae
Source: the annotation of a GenBank genome assembly